AUGCAGCAACAACAACAGCAGCAGUACGCACAUCAACAGCAUCCAAGAGCGCAGGCAAAUCAAUACCGGCAUACAUCUUCAGAUCGAGGCAGUACAAGAGAUUCUUCUUCCAAAUCCAAACCUGUCGCACCAUCUAAACCCGAAUAUGUUGGACCAUAUCUACUUGGCAAGACAUUGGGCAAGGGAUCAUCAGGCUGCGUCAAGCUAGCUCGUCACCGGAGGACGAAUGAGCAAGUUGCGAUCAAGAUCAUCUCCAAAGCCUCGCUGGCCAACCGUGCGGCGGUGAACCGAGGCAUUGAGCGCGAGAUUGCUAUCAUGAAGCUGAUCAAUCACCCGCAUGUGAUUCGCCUCUACGAUGUCUACGAAACUGAGAAAGAACUGUUCUUGAUCAUGGAGUACGUCUCGGGAGGGGAGCUGUUCGAGUACCUGGUCAACAAAGGAAGACUCGACGAACCCGAGGCGCUUCGCUUCUUUCAGCAAAUCAUCGUCGGCCUCGCCUUCUGUCACAAGCGGAAGGUCUGCCAUCGUGAUCUCAAGCCUGAGAACUUGUUACUCGACCAUCGCAGGAACGUCAAGAUUGCUGACUUUGGAAUGGCCUCGCUGCAAAAGUCAGGAAGACUUCUCGAGACGAGCUGCGGAUCGCCUCAUUAUGCCAGCCCUGAAGUUGUCACGGGAAUGAAAUAUGACGGGUCAUCAUCUGACAUUUGGUCGUGCGGGAUCAUCCUUUACGCCCUUUUGACAGGACACUUACCUUUCGACGACGAGAACAUCCGCCAACUCUUAAGUAAAGUGAAGGCAGGAAAGUUUUAUAUGCCUACCGACAUUUCGGCCAGCGCAAGAGACUUGAUCAGCCGGAUGCUUACAGUUAACCCCAGGCGCAGGAUCACGAUGCAAGGAGUGAUGAUGCACCCAUGGUUCACGCUAGUCAAUCUGGAACGCAACACGUUGGGAGAGCCAGCACAGGAUCCUGAUGUCAUCCGGUCCAUGGUUGUCGAGGAACUGGAUGCAGAGAUCAUUCGUCAUAUGCGUUGGCUAUUCGCUCCCGGUCCAUCGCAUAGUGAUCCAGAGGCAAAGGAGGUCUUUGACGAGGAUGCUCUUCUUUCAGAGAUUCAGGAAAAGAUGGUCAGUUCGGAGGAGAACAUGGAGAAGCUAUUCUACCGGCUGCUAUUCCAGCACAAAACAGACCUGCUUGAAAACUACAGUGGCGACGACAGUGACACAGUUCCAGACGCUCCCCGGCGGCGAGCAGAUUCGUUCCCCAACUCGACCAUUGAAAGCCUUCGAUCCGCCACACCAGACUUCAAUCGCGUGCCUCUUUUACCUGGCGAAUCUCCCUUGACAUCUCCAGGAUCACCCCUCUCACCCAUCAUCAAAGGAGUCGACCCCACACCACUCACCUUGAACCCAGAACAGGUCUCAUCAGUAACGAACGGCAUCAAACGGCAUCAAAGUUCAACAAAGUCUCUUGAAAGUGGGCCGAUUUCAACAAAGAUCAGUGGUUUGACAUCGAGACAUGGAAGUGACGAGUCAACAACUAUAGUGACCCAGUCGUCGUCAGACAGGGAUCAUGGUUCAACCAGUUCGACAACAGACGAUAGCAGCAUCAUCGCGGAAGCAGCAGCGGCGACAGGAAACAAGGACGACCGCAAGGCGCCCUUCUCGCCCAAACUGACACCCGUCAGUGGAUCAAUCCACGAGAGUCUGAUGACUGUCAGCAUUAACUCUCACCAACAAGCCGUAACGACCUUGACAGGAUCUUGCCACCCUCUCGUUCACAUGCCGACGCCGACUUCGCAACUGCCUCCCAUCCACCCAAAAGAGGCCACUGCUAUUAACAGCCAAGGAGGAGAGACCAAGGCCUUUGAGGUAGCAUCUCCCCAGGAUUCUAUCGAGCAGCAGGUCAUGUCGACCCAAAUAUCGGAAAACAGUCAUUGUUCUAGCACUGCGCGGUCGGCUUUGCCGCCUCACCAGUUUGUUGGCGGGCCUGGGUUCUCGUUCAAGGCCUCGUUUAAUGAGAAGAUUCUGUCUGCGGCGUCAACUAUUCGAUCACAGCGACCGAUUCUGCACCCACUGGAUGUAAAGACAUCGGCUGGAACGACCACCAUGAAUGUUUCUGCCUCGCAGCAUUCGCGGAAAUUCUCCGAAGGCGCCUCAAGCAUUUGUUUGGUCACACCCAUUACGCCUACAGGACCCAAACGACCAUGGUUUGCCCGGCUCUUUGACUUUAAGCCACAGCCACUGUCGUUCAAGAGCAAGCUAACUGCGGUCGAAACCCAGGAGCGUGUCGAGUGCAUCCUCCGAGACCUCUUCCAACCCAGCGUCCGUAUCGACUACCCCCGAAAGCCAUCUUUCGGUCUCAAGUGCUGGUUCGAUGACGGAGGUAAUGAACGACACGCGUUUCACUCGAGUGACUUAAGCAAAGCGCAUUUCAUCCUCGCUCGGACAUUGACAGAAAAAUACCCGCAACCAUCACUUCUCAAAAUUGUAGUCAUUGACGAUCAAAUGGUCAAAGCAGUCAAGUUCAAGGUCGAUAUCACCGAAAAGACUGUUAGCAAAAACAGUAACAACAAUGGCAACACCGGUUCUAGUUCGGCUAUAUCAUCCUCCGCUAUGGCCACCGCCCUUGUCUCUGCUGAGCAGACAAGUACGUCCAACAACAAUACCAGCAACGGGGCCAUAACUUAUAUGGGCGGUUCUCACAACGACCGGAGUACCAACAACAGCACGCUCAGGAGUAUUUUCAAGGCAUCAGGAGGUGGGGGUGGAGGGUCUUCGACCUCUUCAUCCUCAUCCUCAUCCUCCUGCGCCGCAGCAAACGGCUCCUCCACCUCUCAUUCGGGAUCAAUCCUCAAAAGAGGUCGCGGCGGCAGUGGCAGCAACGAUACAGCAACAGCAGCACAGGCAGCGGUAGCGGCAGCGGCAGCAGCUAGUAGUGGUCGACGAGCCAGCGAUGGCGGAUCGAUUCUUUCUCACUUUACGGCACGGUUACCCUUCACUUCCUCUCACCAUCAUAAGGACCACCAUCACAACAACCAUCCCAAGCACAGCAGCCAGAGCAGCAAGCAAACACACCAUAUCCUUCCGACCAACAACCGAGGACACCGUCAUUCGGUGCAUGGCGGGAUCACACAACCGGGUCACUCGGGUAACCCAACCCUCCCACCUUUGCCGCUGAAGAUCGUGAAGGUGACGCUGAACCAGCAGCGAGGAGCUAACUCGACGCUGAAAAAGAUCUUUGAGCGCCUUUGUGAGGCCUGGGAUAGUCACCAUCACUUUUCGCAGGAGCAUUCUACUGCUGCUACUGCUGCUGGUGCUACCACAGCUUGA
Messenger RNA from Linnemannia hyalina, 3327 nucleotides. Lineage: Eukaryota; Fungi; Mortierellomycota; Mortierellomycetes; Mortierellales; Mortierellaceae. The record is from the annotation of a GenBank genome assembly.